CUACUGCAAAUUACAUAUAUAGAGAGAGAGAGAGGGAGAGAGAAAUAGACACCUCGGAGGACUAUUCUGAUCUUGCGUGUAAGCUGACCCUAUUCCCUGAGGUAGCUCGAAGCUGCAGAGAUUAAUCGGAGCAUUCGGGUUCAAAGGUCUCGGCAUACACAAGUCACAUUAAGGAAGGUACAGAAAUCUGGUGGCCAAUGACGAGCUUUUUGCAACAGUUUUAUCAGUGGGAGAUUCAGUUGCUUUUACUUGCCAGCUUCACACUUCAAGUAUUCCUACUCUUUUCGGGUCGUCUGAGGCAGCGCAGUACCAACACCAUCCUCAGGUUAUCAAUUUGGUUGGCAUAUUUGGGAGCAGACUUUGUAGCUGUUUAUGCCCUAGGUUAUCUAUCACGACACAAGCAGGAUGGUCCCACUGGAAGACAGUCAUCAAUGGACAGAAGCUUAUCCGAGCCACUAGCUUUUUUCUGGGCACCUUUCCUGCUCAUCCAUCUAGGCGGGCAAGACACUAUAACUGCUUUUGCUCUUGAGGACAACAACCUCUGGUUGAGACAUUUGUUGAAUCUGAUCAUCCAAGUGUUUCUUGCCUUAUAUGUAUUCUGGAAGUCUAUUGAUGGGCACAAUGUACAACUUAUUGUUCCUGGUAUCCUUUUGUUCAUCUCUGGGAUUCUCAAAUAUGGCGAGAGGACACAGGCCCUCAUGUAUGGGAACCUAAAAGGAACCAGAAGCACCAUCACUGGAAAGGAGGAGAAGAAAGCUACUGCUGCCUGUUCUAGUAUUUUAAGUUUUGCAGUGCAUGUGGCUCCAGGUAUCCGACAGCUGUUAGAGGGAUGCACGGUGGACCAAAUAUCAGGUCCUUCCCCGCAAGCCCAUGGGAAGUUCAGUGAGUCCCAGAUGCUAAGAUUGGUUAAUGUUGAGCUUGGCAUUCUCUAUGACGAUCUCUACACCAAGGCUGCAGUGCUUCGGACAAGGACGGGUGUUAUACUAAGGUGUGUCUCCCUGGUAUCUGCUAUGGCUUCUGCUGCGCUCUUCGCCAUUGUUAGCAAACAAGGAUACAGCAGGGUUGAUGUUGCCAUCACAUAUACAUUGUUCGCCGGUGGCUUGUUUCUUGAUGUCUGUGCCAUGCUUUUGAUGAUCAUGGCGUCACCUUGGGCAUGGACAUGGUUGGAAGCCCAAAAGCAAGGGCAGUGCCAUUGGGUCAUCGCCGGCUUGCUCCAUCUUCUUCCCCAUGGCACUGAUGCAGAGAACAAGAAGUCAAUGUGGUCCAACCGCAUGGGGCAGUACAGCUUGGCCAGUUAUAUGGGCUGUGAUGAUAACCCGACCAAUCUGUCCGGACGAGUGAUGCAAGUGGUCAGGAAGGUGGCCAAGCGAGCAGGCGCUGGAGAAGAGAAGCUGUUUUGGCUGAGCAAGCUAUUGGACAGAGGCGAUGCAGAGGUGGACAAGGAAAUAAUAGAGUGCUUCUCAAUGAAUAGGUUUGACAUACCUACGCCGUUGAUGGGCACUUCAGGAAUUCCUGAAGCAGAGCGGCAUUAUAGCCGAAAAUGGCCAUACCUUGAACACCUGAUUAGAGGAAUCCUCACAGCCUGUGGCUGGGAUAUGAGCUCUAUCAUUGUCCGGUUCCAUAUUUUCACCGAGGCACAUCUUGGCAAAAUUUCUCCUGAUAGCAUGGCCAGGAUGGACCCAGAAGCACCAGCAUUGGCCCGCGCCUGCCGGAAGCUAUCAAGGUAUAUGCUCUACCUCCUAGUUACCCACCCACCAUCCAUGUUGCAGGUCAGUGGCAGCGCCGAAGCUUUGCUUGCGUCCUACGUUAACAAGAUUUCCGGCUACACAGACAAAGCGGACAUGCUCCGUAGGGCCAUGCUUGGAAUGACACAUUGGUGGGGCCGGAAUCCCAGUCUGGACCCUACACCAUGCAAGGAGACAUUGGAGGAGAUACGGGACCUUUGGGUGUGGCUCGUUAUUUACACCGCUGGCAGAUCGCGACCGGAGAUGCACGCGGCGAACCUGGCAAGCGGAGGGGACCUUCUCGCCUUUGUUUGGCUGCUCCUGGUGCAUAAAAAUCGUGGUGAUCUUAUGCUCAACAGGAUAGAGUUCUCCAAUGUAUCUCCCGAUCCUCGGGUUGCUCCAACGACUGGACUGUAUGCCAUUUAUUUCAAAAGUUGAUUCCCAUACAUGGUGCUUGGACGCAGCAAAUGUAAAUCGGUAUAUUUUUUGUUUGGAAACUCGGAUUAAGCAUGCGAAAAGUACACUAGCAGUAUACAAGUCUAAUUAUAGAGUCCUUUAAUUCCUAUAUAUUGUAUUAUUGAAUCAUGUAACCCAUGUAGUACACUACUUCAUUGGUGUGUUAUUACUC
This is a messenger RNA of Panicum virgatum (switchgrass), 2352 nucleotides long. RefSeq lists its product as uncharacterized. Bases 198 to 2162 code for a protein of 654 amino acids. The transcript is spliced from 2 exons. NCBI's taxonomy places the organism in Eukaryota, Viridiplantae, Streptophyta, Magnoliopsida, Poales, Poaceae. The record is from RefSeq and is a predicted model, not a curated record.